AUGUCCCGGCGCAAGCAGGCCAAGCCCCAGCACCUGCGCUCGGACGAGGAGCCGCCGCCGCCGGACGGGGCUCCGGACCACGCCGGCCCCGGGGACGGCGCGGACGACGGCGACAGCGGCGCCGAGAGCCGCAGCGGCAGCGAGGACACCAGCGUGUGCGGCCAGUGCUGCGCCGAGUUCUUCCAGUGGACGGACUUCGUGGCGCACAAGCGCACCUGCGCGCAGAGCCCGCCCGUGGUCAUCGUGCGCGAGGAUGAGCCGGCGCCGCGCGCCGAGGAGCGCCCCGAGCCGUCGCCCGCCAGCUCGCCCGGCGAGCGCUCGGACAGCGAGGCGGCCGAGGACGGGGCCGCGCCCGGGGCGGGCGAGGGCGGCGAGGCGCGGGCCGCGCGGGAGGACGCGCCCAUGGAGGUGGACGCGCCGGCCGACGCGGCGCCCCCGGCCGCGGCCCCGCCCGCGCCGCCCGCGCUGCCCGCGCUGGCCGAGCCCCCGGCCGCGGCGGCCUACGGCGCGCCCAGCACCAACGUGACCCUGGAGACGCUGCUGGGCACCAAGGUGGCCGUGGCGCAGUUCUCGCAGCAGGCGCGCGCGGCGGGCGGCGCGGCGGGCGGCGGGGCGGGCGCCGUGGCCAUCCCCAUGAUCCUGGAGCAGCUCAUGGCGCUGCAGCAGCAGCAGAUCCACCAGCUGCAGCUCAUCGAGCAGAUCCGCAGCCAGGUGGCCCUCAUGACGCGCGCGCCGCCGCGGCCCUCGCUGCACCCCGGGGGCGCGGCCGGGGCGCCGGCGCCCGCCUCCAGCCAGCUGCAGGGGCUGGCGGCGCACUCGGCGCUGCAGCUGGGCGCGGGGGCGCCCCCCGGCCCCGCCGCCCCCGGCCCCGCCGCCCCGCCCGCCUUCGAGGGCGCCCCGCACCUGCCGCAGCCCGCGUCGGGCGCCAGCACCCCGCACGCGCCCGCCGCCGGGCCCCCCGAGCCCUGCGCGCCCCCGGCCGCGGGCGGCGCCCCCACGGCGCCCGCCCCCGCGCCCGGCGGCCCCGGCCCGGCCGCGCCCCCCCAGAGCGCGUCCACGCCCCCCGCGCUGGGGCCCGCGCCCCUGCCCGGCCCAUUGCUACCUCAGACCUCCGCCAGCAGCGUCAUCUUCCCCAACCCCCUGGUCAGCAUCGCGGCCACGGCCAACGCGCUGGACCCGCUGUCGGCCCUCAUGAAGCACCGCAAGGGCAAGCCCCCCAACGUGUCGGUGUUCGAGCCCAAGGCCAGCGCCGAGGACCCCUUCUUCAAGCACAAGUGCAGGUUCUGUGCCAAGGUGUUCGGCAGCGACAGCGCCCUCCAGAUCCACCUGCGCUCGCACACCGGCGAGCGCCCCUUCAAGUGCAACAUCUGCGGCAACCGCUUCUCCACCAAGGGCAACCUCAAGGUGCACUUCCAGAGGCACAAGGAGAAGUACCCCCACAUCCAGAUGAACCCCUACCCCGUCCCGGAGUACCUGGACAACGUGCCCACCUGCUCCGGGAUCCCCUACGGGAUGUCGCUGCCCCCCGAGAAGCCCGUGACCACCUGGCUGGACAGCAAGCCGGUGCUGCCCACCGUGCCCACGUCGGUGGGGCUGCAGCUCCCGCCCACCGUCCCUGGCGUCAACAGCUACGCCGACUCCCCCAGCCUCACCCCUGCCAGCCGCUCCCCACAGCGGCCUUCGCCCGCGUCCAGCGACUGCACCUCUCUGUCCCCCGGCCUCAACAGCUCCGAGCCCGGCGUCCCGGGGACCUCGGAGUCUCCGCAGCCCGUGCUCAGCGGGGCUGCCCUGACUAAAGCCGAGGCCCUGGGCCUGCCCUGCGCGCGGGCCGGGGCCGGGGAGGGGCCCGGGGGCGGCCAGGCAUCCAGCGUGCCCGCCGCCCCCCCGGCCCUGACGGACGGCAGCGUGGCCACGGGCCUCUGCAGCCCGGUGCUCCCGGCGGGCUCCGACCAGUUCAAGGCCAAGUUCCCCUUCGGGGGGCUGCUCGACUCUAUGCAAACGUCGGAAACCUCGAAGCUGCAGCAGCUGGUGGAGAACAUCGACAAGAAGGUGGCGGACCCCAACCAGUGCGUCAUCUGCCGCCGCGUGCUGAGCUGCCAGAGCGCCCUCAAGAUGCACUACCGCACGCACACGGGCGAGCGCCCCUUCAAGUGCAAGAUCUGCGGGCGCGCCUUCACCACCAAGGGCAACCUGAAGACACACUUCGGCGUGCACCGCGCCAAGCCGCCCCUGCGGGUGCAGCACUCCUGCCCCAUCUGCCAGAAGAAGUUCACCAACGCCGUGGUGCUGCAGCAGCACAUCCGCAUGCACAUGGGCGGCCAGAUCCCCAACACGCCCCUGCCCGAGGGCUUCCAGGACGCCCUGGACGCCGAGCUGCCCUUCGACGAGAAGGCCGCCGAGGCCCUGAGCGGCUACGACGACGACCUGGACGAGAACUCCAUGGAGGAGGAGCCGGAGCUGAAGGACGCGGCCGGCGACCCGGCCAGGCCGCUCGUCUCCUACGCGGGCUCCUGCCCGCCCUCGCCGCCCUCCGUCAUCUCCAGCAUCGCUGCCCUGGAGAACCAGAUGAAGAUGAUCGACUCGGUCAUGAGCUGUCCACAGCUGGCCGCCCUCAAGUCGGUGGAGAACGGGUCCGGGGACAGCGACCGGCUGAGCAACGACUCCUCGUCGGCCGUGGGCGACCUGGAGAGCCGGAGUGCGGGCAGCCCGGCCCUGUCCGAGUCGUCAUCCUCCAUGCAGGCGCUGUCCCCCGCGCACAGCAACAGCGAGAGCCUGCCCCCCAAGUCCCCCGGCCUCGGCCCCCAGGAGGAGCCCCAGGACGUCCCGCUGAAGACCGAGAGGCCCGACAGCCCGCCCGCCGCCCCCGAGAACGGAGGCGCGCUGGACCUGACGGCCGCUCACCCCGGCCGGCCGGCCAUCAAGGAGGAGGCCCCCUUUAGCCUGCUGUUCCUGAGCCGGGAUCGGGGUAAGUGCGCGCGCGCUGCCUGUGGUGUCUGUGGCAAGGCCUUCGCGUGCCGGAGCGCGCUGGAGAUCCACCUGCGCAGCCACACCAAGGAGCGCCCCUUUGUCUGCGCGGCCUGCGGGCGCGGGUGCUCCACGGCGGGUAAUCUGAAGCAGCACUUGCUGACGCACAGACUGCAAGCGCUGCCUUCCCCGUUGUUUGACCCCGACUUUGCUCUAGGUCCCAGCCACAGCUCCCCCAGCCUGCUCGCCAGCGCCGCACCCGCCAUGAUCAAAAUGGAGGUAAACGGGCACAGCAAGGCCGUCCCGCUGGGCGAGGGCCCCCCGCUGCCCGCCGGCGUCCAGGUGGCCGCCGGGCCCCAGGCCGUGCUGAGCCCCAGCCUCGCGCCCAUGCUGGCGCCCCCGCCGCGCCGGACGCCCAAGCAGCACAACUGCCAGUCCUGCGGGAAGACCUUCUCCUCGGCCAGCGCCCUGCAGAUCCACGAGCGCACCCACACCGGGGAGAAGCCGUUCGGCUGCACCAUCUGCGGGAGGGCCUUCACCACCAAGGGCAACCUCAAGGUGCACAUGGGCACGCACAUGUGGAACAACGCCCCGGCCCGGCGAGGCCGCCGCCUGUCGGUGGAGAACCCCAUGGCUCUGCUGGGAGGCGACGCCCUCAAGUUCUCGGAGAUGUUCCAGAAGGACUUGGCGGCGCGGGCCAUGAACGUGGACCCCAGCUUCUGGAGCCAGUACGCCGCGGCCAUCACCAACGGCCUGGCCGUGAAGAACAACGAGAUCUCCGUCAUCCAGAACGGAGGCGUCCCUCAGCUCCCCGUAAGUCUCGGGGGGGGCGCCAUCCCCGCCCUGGGCACCCUGACGGGGGGGAUGGACAAAGCACGCAGCGGCAGCAGCCCGCCGGCCGCCGGCCUGGACAAAGCCGCCUCGGAGCCAGGCGCCGGCCGGCCCUUCACCAGGUUCAUCGAGGACAGCAAGGAGAUCGGCAUUAACUAG
Messenger RNA from Talpa occidentalis (Iberian mole), 3954 nucleotides. RefSeq names its product spalt like transcription factor 3 (gene SALL3). Gene Ontology annotation, molecular function: RNA polymerase II cis-regulatory region sequence-specific DNA binding; DNA-binding transcription factor activity, RNA polymerase II-specific. The coding region runs from base 1 to 3954 and encodes 1317 amino acids. Gene Ontology annotation, biological process: regulation of transcription by RNA polymerase II. NCBI's taxonomy places the organism in Eukaryota, Metazoa, Chordata, Mammalia, Eulipotyphla, Talpidae. The transcript is spliced from 3 exons. Gene Ontology annotation, cellular component: nucleus. The record is from RefSeq and is a predicted model, not a curated record.